AUGAGAUACGUCGCGGCACUCGAUGUUGGUACCACUACAAUACAGUUUCACAUCCUGAAUGAAAAAGCAAUCACAGUAGCUUCUUCAACAGAAAAGGUAAAUUUAAUAUAUCCAAAGCCUGGCUAUGUGGAGAUAGAUCCUGAUGAACUAUGGCAAAGUAUAGUAAAAGUAAUGAAGGAUACGUUGGAUCGUAGCGGAAUCGACCCGAAAAAUAUUACUUGCAUUGGAAUUUCAUCGCAACGCGCAAGUUUUGUUACUUGGAAUUUAAAAACUGGGAAAUACUAUCACAGGUUUAUAACAUGGAAGGAUCAACGAGCGGCUACUUUAGUCAAGGAAUGGAAUCAAUCAAUAACGAUGAAAUGUUUAAGAAUAGGCUCGAAGAUAUUGUAUAUAUUCACAAGAAGAAAAAGAUUUUUAGCUGGCAGCGUGCUAAAAUUUAUGAAUCAACAGGUGACUUUAAGGUUAGUAUGGGUUCUCCAGAAUAUACCAAGUCUCCGAGAAGCUGUGGCUAAUGAAGAGGUGGCGUUUGGAGGUGUGGAUUGUUGGCUCUUAUAUAAAUUAACAGGAAAACAUAUAAUGGAUGUUUCAAGUGCUUCAGCUACUGGUAUGUAUGAUCCGUUUGCAAUGGAAUGGGCUAAAUGGCUCUUCAGUAUUUUUAAAUUGCCACAAAACAUUUUUCCAAAAGUAGUUGAUACAGCAGGUUAUUUUGGAGUUACUCCCAAAGACAUAUUCGGAGUUGAAAUUCCAAUUUGUUGUUCAAUGGCCGAUCAAGCAGCAUCUUUAUUUGGUUCAGGAUGUUUUAAUCCCGGCGAUUUCAAAAUUACUAUGGGGACAGGCACUUUCGUGAACGUUAAUACAGGACAAUCACCACACGCAUCCAUUGCUGGACUUUAUCCAGUUGUCGGAUGGCGAAUUGGAAAAGAAUUAGUAUACACUGUAGAAGGAUCUUCAAGUGACACCGGUAUAUUAAUUGAAUGGGCUAAAUCAAUAGGAAUUGUAGAUAAUGUUUCGGAAACAUCAGAUGCUGCAAACUCGGUUAAUGACACCGAUGGAGUAUAUUUUGUCCCCGCAUUCAGCGGACUGCAAGCGCCUAUAAAUAAUUAUGCAGCUGCAACUGGUUUUUUAGGUUUGAAGCCCACCACAAAAAAAGAGCACAUUAUUCGAUCUCUAUUGGAGAGUCUUGUUUUCAGGAUACAGCUACUUUAUGAAUGUUUAUGGAAGGAAACUUCUUUCACGUUUCAUCAAAGAAUAAAAGUUAACGGUGGAGUUACUAAGAAUGAUUUUGUUAUGCAAUCGUUAGCUGACUCGACAGGAUUGGAAGUGGAGCGUCCGAUAUCUGUCGAAAUAUCCAUUUUAGGAGUAGCUUUUCUGGCUGGUUUACAAUGUGGAGUUUGGAAGGACAGAGAAGAACUAUUAGAACUCAAUCAAGCGGACAAAAUAUUCAAACCAAACAAAGAAUCGCGAUUAUAUUAUAAAUAUGCACUGCGUCAAUGGAAACGUGCAGUGGAGCGAUUUAAAAAUUGGUACUGAUAAUAAAUACUAAAUAAAAAUAAUUUUUAAUGAUUAUGUUGGGAUAUAUUAGGAAUUUUUUAAUAAUAUGUAAGGGCGUUGACUUGGGGUUUCACUAUGUGUGGAGGUAGAAGUUCACGCGGGUAAACUGACAACUAAAAAAAAAAAUAAAGUCCUCGCAAAAUGUAU
Molecule: messenger RNA, 1698 nt
Organism: Cyphomyrmex costatus
Lineage: Eukaryota; Metazoa; Arthropoda; Insecta; Hymenoptera; Formicidae
Product: putative glycerol kinase 5
Exons: 12
Coding region: 1-1530 (509 amino acids)
Biological process (GO): glycerol metabolic process; phosphorylation; glycerol-3-phosphate biosynthetic process
Cellular component (GO): mitochondrion
Molecular function (GO): kinase activity
Source: RefSeq, a predicted model, not a curated record